This is a messenger RNA of Cryptomeria japonica (Japanese cedar), 687 nucleotides long. Its product is annotated as beta-mannosyltransferase 2. Lineage: Eukaryota; Viridiplantae; Streptophyta; Pinopsida; Cupressales; Cupressaceae. The record is from RefSeq and is a predicted model, not a curated record. The transcript is spliced from 4 exons. The coding region runs from base 149 to 403 and encodes 84 amino acids.
AUUGUUGAGCAUUCUGCUUCGCAAGAGUAACCUAAAUUAGGUAGAGUUCGAAAUUCUAUUUUCUAUCGUGGUCUACCCUGAAUAUUUAUUCAACUGGUAAAGAAAAUCAAAGCAGAGCAGAUUAGAGGAAGUAAGGAGGUAAGCAAUCAUGUCAAAGAAAAAUGAUCUUGGACGACGUAAACGGCUUCACGAAUUCGAGCUUAGAAAGGAGAAAGAGGAGAAGGAAAAGAAAGAGCGAAAGCUAAAAGCAAGGCAGGAGAAGAUGAAGGUUGAUGGUAAGGAGGAGAAGAAAAAGUUGAAGAGGAAGAGAGGGUUUAAGGUUGGGAAAAAUAAAAAGGUGCAGACCAAAUUAUCUGCUUUGACCAAGGCGAAGGCUGCCCAAGCAAUGGAAAUAGAUGGCUAAUUUUGCACUCUAAACAAAUGUAAAUGUUGAUGAUUACUGGAUGUAUUACAGACUCAAGAUUCUUACGGCUUUAGUUACCUAAUAACUUAUUUCAAAAGAUUAUUUGAAAGCUGGAAGAUCAUUUAUAUUUUGACAUAGGUUGAGUUCUGAAUUUUGCAUUUGUCACGAUAUGUAAUUGAGGUCUGCUCUUGCUAAGAUAGGACUUGAGAAUCUGAGAUCAUGCAAGACAUGUUUGUAACUGUUCUUUUUAUAUAUUACAAUCAAAGGAUUUUCUUUUCAUGAUA